AUGGUUUCCGUGAGUGAUUACCUCAUCUUCCUUCUAGGCUGCAGUAGUUUCCUAGCUGCAAGGGCAGGAGUGUGCUCAAACCACGGACAAGCACCAACAACUACCACUAAGAAGGCCGGUGUCGACUGCGUGGAGUGUGAUAUUACUUGCGCGUUACCUCUACAACGGGAUGAGAAUGGCUGCGAGAUUUGCAGCUGUAUAUUACCUCAGUGCGAGGGCCUGUUCCCCACGUGGUGCACAAACCCUUGCUCCCAACAGAGCUGCUCCGAGUACCGGACCAAUGGCGAGCUGGACGAUAGCCAGUGUGUGCCCCGUGAAGGGGACGUGACGUGCCAGACGGGCUGCGGCUGUCCCGAUGGGCGGGCGAUUGACGACUUGCCCGACUUCCCCUUUGCAGAGUGCGUGGCCAAAGAGGAGUGUGGAUGCUCGGAUUCGAAUGCACCCGACGGCUAUUUGAAGCUCGGAUACAAAUAUAAGAAAACGGAAUCGGAAGAAGUGUGCACCUGUGGUUCAAAUAACAUCGUCGACUGUGUAUUCGAUCCUAAGCCACAGUGUCCGGUGGUGAACGGCUGCGGAUGGGGCUGCCAGGUGAUCCCAGGCCGCAGUGGUUGUGAGAUAUGCGUAUGCACUUAAUCACGUCCAGGCGUGCUUUUGCUGUAACCAAGAAUAGUUAUUGUCUAUACAAUAGUUAGACUAAAUAGUUGGUUGUAGGAGAAAAAUAUUUGUUCGUUCGUAAUUCAACACGCUGUCCAAUGAGCGCUGGUGACGGCCAAUCUCCCUCACAAAGUAUCGUCAAGGAAACGCAAAGCAUUGUGGGUGGCUCGCCAGCAUGAUCAGUAUGCACCUGGACGUUAAUUCGUGCGCACGUGUCUUACGCACAAAUUGUCUUGACUCCGGGUCAACUAAAUAUAACCGUCACCAGCAUCCUUGGAUUGGUGUUUUUCUUUAAAUGGCAAAAAUCUCGAUUAUAUAAGUUCAGAAUUAACCGAGACGUCUAUUUCUGAGGAUGUCAGUCCUACAGUACCUUACUUCAAAUCUUCCGAUCCCUGCGGUGUGCAACUCUUGACACGCCCCCAGAGGUUGUGGCUCGCUCACUUGAUAAUCUGGAGAUGUGCUGAAAGCGAUAAAAAGGUGGGUGAGUAUUAUGGUGAUCAUAAUGGCAGAUAGUUUUUUUUCUCGCUUCAGUGCACCAACAACUACAUGACUGGUUCGUUAACCACUCACAAACAAUAAAGUCUAAACGUUCAGUAUAUUUCUAUAAAUGAUGACAUAAAGAAAAAGCUUUUUCUUCCCGUGCCUAUAUAGUGCCUAGAAUUUAAACCGCGACAUUCUUUUCAUAACAUGAAUUAACACUUCCGUGGCUUUCUUUACAAUAUAAAAUAUUAUGCCGCUGAAAAAAACAGCCUUCUACAUUUUAGAAAACCUCCCUUUUAUUUAUCGACAACAAUAACCUUUUGAGAUGAGAACAUGGCAAAGGGGAUAACAACCCUUUGUGACUGGAAACAGCGCCCUCCCGGAGAUCUUGGUUUCACCGGAAUCGUCUAAUUUGACAUUUUGUCUCUGUAUUAAAUUUUUAUGAAACACGGUCUUUACUAUGGGAUUUUAAACUAUUUCUAGAUGAGGUGUUUGACAUAAUGUGCGACAAACUUUGUCAAAUUCCUUUUACGGAUUUGCACAAUCUGUUUAUUUUUCCACAAUAUGAGUCAUUAAUUUUAGCAAAGAUUUAAGUGAAUAACUAGAAAACUACGGGUUUAUUUGGUAUAAAUUAGUAGAUAUUGCGAUAUUUUGACUUUACUAGAAGCUGAAAUAAUAUUCAAGAUAAUUAAUGUAGAUGUUAUAUAAUAAUUAUAUGUUAAAGUUGCGUUUCCCAUGCUUUUCAACAAAGUCGAUCUUUAAAAAAAAAAAAAUUCUUUUGUGAACAUCUAGCCUAUACGACAUAUGAAAAAGAAAAACAACAUGUUUUGGGCACAGACAUAAUCUGAUUUGUGAGCAGACUGGCUCCCGGUCCGUACAUCACCAGUACAGUUUGUGGGGCGGGUACCAGCCUAUAUUUUGCGAGAACGGAAUUAUAGCCGGGCCGCAAUAAUUCAAUAACUAAACACGCACGAUUUCUCGGUCUUUGUCUCAUUCAAAAGUGACUAAUUUAUGAAUUGCUUGAAAAAUAGCGAUUUGUGAAAGCAGUACCUGUAUUUUUCCGGGAUGAAAGUCGAGACUAGCGCCCGCAACUGCUAUGAUAAAGCCUUUGAAUCAUUAGAGUUUAUCGGUGAAUUAUUUUUUCCUUGAUACAUGCUUGCGGUUUACAAGUUAGCCUUUAUAAUGUAUUUUGGGGAAAUCUCGAAAAAGGACUAGUUAAAAAAGAAAGAUUUCAAAAAUUUGUAGACAAGCAGAAGAAAUACACCCUGAAGAACAAGUGUCCGAAAAUUCGGAAAAGCUAAUAUAACUGGUGAGCACUACUUUAAUUUAUAUUUCCAUUCAGAGGAAAAUAGUAGCUGUUUUGGCGGUAGCGAGCGCUCAGUAUCGUGGCAUACAUUCCCUUUUUCCGAUGUUAAUGAAUAAAUCUUUGUUUCGU
Molecule: messenger RNA, 2569 nt
Organism: Patiria miniata (bat star)
Lineage: Eukaryota; Metazoa; Echinodermata; Asteroidea; Valvatida; Asterinidae
Product: zonadhesin-like
Exons: 6
Coding region: 1-633 (210 amino acids)
Molecular function (GO): serine-type endopeptidase inhibitor activity
Source: RefSeq, a predicted model, not a curated record